Blepharisma stoltei is the source of this 648-nucleotide messenger RNA. Lineage: Eukaryota; Ciliophora; Heterotrichea; Heterotrichida; Blepharismidae. The record is from the annotation of a GenBank genome assembly.
AUGUAUUGCCCAAUUAUGGAAAGCUUGGUAGAUGAUAUAGAAGAAUAUGAGCUAGACCUAGAAAUCUCUUGCACUUGUAUAGGAAGUUGUGGGAGAGAUUGUGAAUGCUAUAAUAGAUAUGGAUUCGCUUAUUCAGAAACUGGGAAAAUUAUUGAAAAUUUUAAUGACACCAAGCCUAUAUUUGAAUGCAAUAAUAAUUGCUCAUGCACGGUAGAGUGCUAUAAUAGAGUUGUGCAGAAAGGCUCAAAAUGCAAGAUCAGUAUCAGGAAAACUAUAAAUAAAGGACUAGGGGUAUUUGCUGAAGAAAAUAUUGAAAAAGGGGAAUUCAUAGGGAUUUAUGCUGGAGUAAUCGUAGAUAAUAAUUGUGAAGGGCCUUAUGUAUUUUUGAUUAGAGAAAAUACACCAUUAAAAACUUAUACAACUGCUUUUGAUGCACAAUAUUCUGGAAAUUUUUCAAGGUUCAUAAAUCAUGGAUGCAACCCAAACUUGCAAGCUUUAGCUAUAAGAGUGAACCAUAUAAUCCCUACUGUAGCUUUUUUUAGCAUAAAGCCUAUCGCUAAAGGAAAAGAACUCACAUUUGAAUAUAGAAAAUACUCAAAUGAGCAGCAAUGCUUCUGUGGAUCAAAAAAAUGCAAAGGUACAUUUUAG